GAGGAGCGAGCUCGGGUCUGAUCGGGGGCGGCCUUUUGCUUUGCUGACGCUGGGCAAGCAAUCGGGCUAGCCGAAGAGAGCGAGCAAGAGAGAAGGUCUCUGGAGGAGCAGCCAUGCCGAAACAUGAGUUCUUCGUGGAUAUGACCUGUGAAGGAUGCCUCAAUGCUGUUACCCGUGUUCUCAACAAACUUGGAGGUGUUCAGUUUGAAAUCGACCUACCCAACAAGAAAGUGAGCAUUGAUUCUACGCACAGUGUUGAUACAUUGUUGGACACCCUGAAGAAAACUGGGAAAAAUACCUCCUAUCUCGGGGAGAAAUAAACACUUAGAGAAAUGUUGCUGAUUGGGCUCUUUUACUUUAAGAAAGCAAUGCUUUUAACAUGGCUUCAGUAAGAAGGCAAUUACUUCUACUUCCAUCAAUCCUAUUCCUUUGACUGCAGUUGCCUGGCCAGAUGUUGGAAGAGAGAAAAAGGGCGGGAAGAAAACAGCUUUCCUUGGGGAAAAGGACUAAGAGAAAAUGUGACCCCAGAUGGCCCAAGUCUCUUUCCACAAACAUAACGCUUAUGCAUUCUUCUUUUAUGAUCUUGUAAUAAAGCAAGGAGCUGUUCCUAUUUUCAUGUAACAA
Thamnophis elegans (Western terrestrial garter snake) is the source of this 624-nucleotide messenger RNA. It is a transcript of the gene ATOX1, whose product is annotated as antioxidant 1 copper chaperone. The transcript has 4 exons. Gene Ontology annotation, cellular component: cytosol. Lineage: Eukaryota; Metazoa; Chordata; Lepidosauria; Squamata; Natricidae. The record is from RefSeq and is a predicted model, not a curated record. Bases 114 to 320 code for a protein of 68 amino acids. Gene Ontology annotation, biological process: copper ion transport. Gene Ontology annotation, molecular function: copper chaperone activity; metal ion binding.